Hevea brasiliensis (rubber tree) is the source of this 924-nucleotide messenger RNA. Its product is annotated as FCS-Like Zinc finger 6. The record is from RefSeq and is a predicted model, not a curated record. Bases 178 to 624 code for a protein of 148 amino acids. NCBI's taxonomy places the organism in Eukaryota, Viridiplantae, Streptophyta, Magnoliopsida, Malpighiales, Euphorbiaceae. The transcript is spliced from 2 exons.
CUCUCCUCGGAUUCUGGCUCUUCUUUUAUUUUCCCAAUCCCCACUUCACUUCUCUUCUCACCUCCUCUCGCUCUCUCAACUCUCAAGAUUUCCCCUUUCUCAGAGCCGAGAAACAGAGAAAGCAAGAAAGAAAGGGAGUGGCUGAUACUGCUGUUGUAAAGGAAGAGCUGCGUAAAGAUGUUCUUGGGGAAGAGACCGAGGGGUUCAAUGAAGAGAACAACAAGCAUGUCAGAUAUCACCUUUGAUCUAGACUGUGAAUCAGUUCCACCGUCGUCUGAUCCGCACACCGCCCACAAACAGAUGGCGGGAUUCGGUGGCCAGGUAGAUCAACGGUUCUUGUCUGCCACCGUCUCACCCAGAACCCAUAGAAGGUCUUCUGCUGAUUUCUUGGAAACUGCUCACUUCUUGAGCGCUUGCUUCCUCUGCAAGCGCCGCUUGGUCCCUGGUCGUGACAUCUACAUGUAUAGGGGGGAUAGUGCUUUCUGUAGUCUAGAGUGCAGGCAACAGCAAAUGAAUCAAGACGAGAGGAAAGAGAAGUGCUCAUUAGUGUCCACGAAAGAAGUUGCAACCUCCACCACCUCACCAGAAGUCUCCACCAAAGGCGAGACUGUUGCUGCUUUGUAGAGUCUUCAAUCACAAGCCCACAAUGGAAAAGAUUCAGCCCGCUUAAUUCUAUAAAUAUAUAUAAUCAUAAGUGUAGAAUUAUAUAUAUGGAAGUGGGUUUGAUGCAGCUAGCUUUUGUAUGCAAAUGGGCAAUUUUUGAAGCUGUUAUUUUAUGUGGAUCCACAGCUUACACAAAACAGCUAUCCAAUCUGUACUUCUUCCUAGUGGUUUUUUUUUUUUUUUUUUUUAAUUUUAUCAUCUUGUUUUUUGUCUUGCUAGUGAGGGAAGAAAAUUGCAAAUUUACAAGAUUUGUUUUCUCAA